Messenger RNA from Lodderomyces oxycetoniae, 1773 nucleotides. Its product is annotated as sterol esterase. Gene Ontology annotation, biological process: lipid metabolic process. The record is from RefSeq and is a predicted model, not a curated record. The transcript has a single exon. Bases 1 to 1773 code for a protein of 590 amino acids. NCBI's taxonomy places the organism in Eukaryota, Fungi, Ascomycota, Pichiomycetes, Serinales, Debaryomycetaceae.
AUGACCACGGACAAACCACUGAAUAUCAAUGAACACUUUGUAAUUUCCCAAUACAAAAAACAAGAGUAUGGACCAUUUCAAAAGUAUCUAAUAAUUGUAACAAGUUGCAUUUUUUCAAUUAUCUACUCUACUAUUUUAUGUUCUGGUGCUGUAAUAUGCCAUUUCUAUGACAAACUAUUUGAUCGUGAAACAAAGAAGAUUGAUAGUUUGUCAGAAGGUGACUUGCAGCGGAAUGGAUAUACCCCUCGAAAGCCUUAUGACAACAUAGACUCAAUGAAACCAACAAGUGAAUUGAGGUAUUAUUUACUAGAAUUGGGACUAGAUUUGGAAGAGUACCUGGUCAAUACUCCUGAUGGAUAUAUCUUGGUGCUACAUCACAUAAUUGACCCCAAGGAGUCAGUUGAAGUACGAAAAUUAAGAAAGCCAGCCUUUUUACAACACGGACUACUAUCCUGUUCAGGAGCAUUUAUCGCCACUGGUAAAAAUUCACUUGCAUAUUAUUUGCACAAUGAUUUGGGAUAUGAUGUAUUUUUGGGAAACAAUCGGUCUUGGUUUAGAGCUCAAAGCACCCAAUUUUCGGGAAACUUGUAUAAUAAUGAAAUGUAUUGGAAAUGGGGGAUAAAAGAGUUGGCUUAUAUAGACUUGCCCUGUUUUAUUGAAACUGUGAUGAACAUGAAAAAACCAAAUCAUGAUAAAUUAAUAUUAUUUGGGCAUUCACAAGGUGGAUUGGAAAGUUUCUUGAUGUUGAGAAAUCCUCAAUUGACCCAUAUUCAUGAACAAAUUGAGUUGUUUGUGCCAUUGGCAGCAGCAGUGUAUCCUGGUUAUUUAUUCCACACAAGAUCAUUUAUCAGGAUCUUGUGUAUGUUCCCAGAUAAACUUUGGUUAUAUUUGUUUGGAUUUUGCGCAAUGUUGAGAAACCUUUGCUUAGUGCGGUAUUAUAUCUGUCACACCUGGUUAUUUGGUAAAUUGUCGUAUUACAUGUUCAAGUUUUUGUUCAAUUGGACAAGUAUUUAUUGGGGGACAAAUGCAAAAGUUUGGCAUUUUUGUUCUAUAUUUAAUAUGUCGUACGUCUCCGUUGAGUUGAUGAAGUAUUAUCUAUGCAAAGCUAACCCUGUUGGAUUUGUACUGAUGUUGCAACCGAAACAAGCAUUCAACCCCGACGAUUUGUAUAGUGCAAGUGAUUUACAAGCGUGUACUAAAGACGACUCAGGGCUGUUUUUCCCGUAUCGGCAAAGUUGGUUUGCUGAUGCCAAUUUGAAGAUAAAAGUGCCCAUGAUGGUUGUAAUUGGUGAAGAAGAUUUUUUGGUUGACGGAAGAAGAUUGUAUCAGCAUAUGAAGGAUUUCGAACCAGACUAUGAACCGGGGAUCAAUUUAGAGCUAGUUGCAAUAUCGAGGUAUAAUCAUUUAGAUGUUUGUUGGGCAGAAGAUGUAAUUGGAACCAUUGGAUAUCCAAUGAGGGAAUUUUUAUCAAGAUUAUCUCUAAAAAAAGUAGGAAAGGAGAAGAGCAGCAGUGAGGAAAGAGAAUUGAUACUGACUGAGGAUUCAUUUGCCUCCUCAGUACGUGCUGAAGAUAAUAGGAUGAAAAUAGUACCGAAUGGCCACGAUACUAUUCUCUCAGAUUUACAAACGUCUCCUCGAUAUGUGAAAAAAUUUGUAGCAAAAACCAAAGAAGAAGCUAAAGAAGUUGAUAAAUUUGGGGCUACUUUUCAGAAUGAUGAUUUGAUUGUUUCAGUGAAUGAUGGUGAGAAUAAAACAACAAUUCCAGUGUUUUAG